Molecule: messenger RNA, 6622 nt
Organism: Calidris pugnax (ruff)
Lineage: Eukaryota; Metazoa; Chordata; Aves; Charadriiformes; Scolopacidae
Gene: HACD1
Product: 3-hydroxyacyl-CoA dehydratase 1
Exons: 7
Coding region: 662-1300 (212 amino acids)
Biological process (GO): dephosphorylation; sphingolipid biosynthetic process; very long-chain fatty acid biosynthetic process
Cellular component (GO): endoplasmic reticulum membrane
Molecular function (GO): phosphatase activity; 3-hydroxyacyl-CoA dehydratase activity
Source: RefSeq, a predicted model, not a curated record
UAUUUUGAACAGAAGACAGAAGUAAAGAUCAAAAAAGAAGAGCGCUCACAUUUGUGUUAGUGAAGCACUUGAAGCACAUACUUAAACUUCUUCAAAACUUGCCCUGUUCACUAACUCUUGGGGGGAAAAAAAAACCCCAACACCCAACCCUAUUAAUUUCCACACGCUAGAAAGAAAUGUCAGAGUGAAGAAUUUCGUAAUUUCUAGGCUGACAUUCAUCAUGAGAACAAUUUUACCUUGGUUACCAGUGGGUGGGCUCCCUGCCAUUUGAAUCCCGUAGAGCCAAACUGGGAACGCUGCGGUUGAAGCAGGAAUUUGAGCACGGAUGCAGGAAUAUGAUCGUAAUGGCUUUCUUCUGACUAGCAUCUGUGGGUCUGGGAGGCGUAUACAAGUCUGUUCAUAGAUUGCAGCAAGCAGCACCUUUCGAAAAGUGCUUUUUACUCAAUGUAAUUUUUUUCUAGCUGGCAGGUUAUUCUCACCUCAUUGAAUUCCUUGCCUCGUGCUCCAUGUGCGAAUUUGCUAAUGAGCACUGACUCCUGCCACUGAUUUUUAUACGUCUGUAGAAGAUUAUCAAACCAUAUUAGUUUUGGCUUUGGUGCUGAUUCAGUAUCUCCCCCUUCCUUCUCUCCCAUCUUCCAUUAAUAACCAAAGGGAUCAAGACAUGCAAAAUUGCAUAUUUUAUGUGGAAACAGAGAAGUGGCUGGUAUUAGGUAUUGCCAUGGUGCGGUUUUAUAUACAGAAAGGAACACAUAGAGGCUUAUUCAGAAGCGUUCAAAAGACGCUUAAAUUUUUCCAGACAUUUGCUUUGCUUGAGGUAGUCCACUGUGCAGUUGUUCGCACAUCUGUGCUUGUGACCGGGGUCCAAGUGAGUUCAAGAAUCUUCAUGGUGUGGUUCAUUGCACAUAGUAUAAAACAGAUCCAGAAUGAGGAGAGCGUUAUUCUUUUUCUGGUCGUAUGGACUGUGACAGAGAUUACUCGAUAUUCCUUCUACACAUUCAACCUGCUCAACCAUUUGCCAUACUUCAUUAAAUGGGCCAGAUACAACUUUUUUAUCAUUUUGUAUCCUGCUGGAGUUGCAGGUGAACUGCUAACCAUAUAUGCUGCUUUACCCUAUGUGAAGAAAACAGGAAUGUUUUCACUGAGACUUCCCAACAAAUACAAUGUCUCCUUUGACUACUAUUACUUCCUUAUUAUUGUCAUGUUCUCCUAUGUGCCGUUAUUUCCACAACUCUACUUCCACAUGCUGCGACAGAGAAGAAGGGUGCUUCAUGGAGAAGUGAUUGUGGAAAAGGACGAUUGAAUCAAGACGUGUAGCUAUGGUGCUUUUAAUGGGAAAAAAAGGGUAAAAACCAAAACUUCCUGUGAUUUUUCUGAGUCCAAGUUUUAAAACAUGGAACAAGAAUAAACAACUGUGCAUUAAAUAGCAUGGACUGUAUUAUUUUUAUGUUUAAUAUAUCUUCAGACUUACCUUUUAAUCCUUGGUUUCACUUUGAUUUUUAUUUGUUCAUUUCUUCAGAUGAAUUAUUUUCUUAUUUUUAAUAGGUUGGCAAAUAGCUUUAAGAAUUGGAAUAAUUGGCUACUGUGCUUUCUACUCUGAAAGUUCUGUUAUGAUCUGUAGUCAUCAUCAAGAACAGAAGGAGAGUUGAUAAGUUGUACUGAAAGUGAGUCUUCUGGAAAACAGAGCAUAAAUUAGGUAAUGGUGUUUUUGAUAGACUAGGUGGCUUAAAUGUUAUUUAAGCUUUAUAUUAAGUAAUACCUUCCCAGUUAUAAGUACUGUUAGCAUGCUGUUCAACGUUCUUUGGGUUACAGGAUUACACUGUAGAAUUCCAGAAGGACUUUUGAAAGGAGCUGAAUUCUUGUCAGUGCAACUUUAGAACUCUCUGUAUUUUCAUUUGUAAUUUUAAAGACAUGUAGACUAAUGGAUAUAACAUGAACUGGUUAAAAGCUUGUGCUGAGGACUGGACUUGAUGUGCUUACCUUUCUCUGAUCAGUGGCUGGAACGGGACUCGUUUGCAGAGGAAGACUGAUUGUCAGCUUGUUGCCUAUUCUACGCUGAAUUAUGUAUGCAGAAAUAUUAUGGUAUUGCAUUUAGAAACCGUAGCUAUAGUGAGCUAAUUAACUUCUUUUAAAUAGCUAAGCAGGAUAAAAUAUAUUUGAAAUAGCAUCUUAAAAUAUAAAUCGUGCUUUGAAUCAUCCCAUUGUGCAAUUUUAGUUGCUCCCUCCCCAUUAGUUGUUUAUUCUGUGUUUACCUAAUUCUAUUUAAUGUCUUCAAUAACCUGCAAGAAGGAUCUACAGUGUAUCAAUAAAAGCUACAGAUGAUACUACACUAUAUGAUACCUGAGUGGGAGAGGUCCAGGGCAUUAGACACAGCCAAAGAGAUUCAGAGAAAAGGUAACACAUUUGAGGAAACUUGGAUACUUAGUGAGAGAGAGAGAAGAUUGAAACGUAAUAAUGUAGUAAGAAGCUUUGAUAAUGUAGGCAACAAAGUUGUUUCUGGCAUCACUGCUGUCAAAAGAAGAGUAUAUAUGCAGAAAAGCUGCACCAGGCAGCUGGGAAUCAGAAUAGUCCUUAUGAUUGCUGAGGUCAUUUCUGGAGGACAGUGUUAUAUUUUGGGUAGCUCAGGGAGGAAUUGAGUCAUUCUUCUGAAAAGUCGGAGAACAGUAACAAAUCAGUUAAAGUGAGAAAGAAGUCAGAAAGGUUGAAUUUUUAAGUGUGUAUAAUUUUUUGUUAUGUGAGAAAUACAUGUAAAGGAAGAGGCUUUCUAAGUAUGAAGGUGUAGCUAGAACUGGUUAUAUGAAUUUGAAACAAGGUAAAUAUCCAAUGAAUUUCAGGAGGAAGAUCCUACCAAUGAGAUGAGUUAGGUUAUGGAAUGGCACAGUAGUGCUUAUCAAUACACACGAUUUCUUGGAAGGUUUUCAGUUAGAUGUAAUGCAGUAGUGGAAAAUUAUCUUCCUUUGGCAAGAGUUUGAACUACAUACUUGAAUAGGCAGUUUCCAUUUUUAGCUUCAAUAAUUCUAUGAUAAUACAGCUUUUUUUAAAGUUAUAGAUACACCCUUUUUCUGGUGUGUCAGGUAAUUUGAUGAUUUGUUAUCUAUUUGAGGAUUUAUUAACUAACUUUCAAAUUCCAUUUUGUGCCCCAAAUUUGUGAUAUUUAUGCAUGUCUUCAUUACUUGUAAAUUUGUUUCCUUUCAAACGACAGGUGCAUAGUGGACUUGAGAUAGAAUAGUUGUAUUUCUUACCAUUUUAAAAGGUGUAAUCUUUGUAUUUUUUAGAAAAAAUUUCACGCAAGGUGCUAUAAUUUAUUACUUCUCUGUUUUAUAUGCAGCUAAAACUAUUAAAAGUUUAAACAACAUUUACAACCCUGAAUCACAAACCAGUUGUGUUGCACACGUUCAGACUAGCAGUUGUAUUUGUCCCAAGUCCUUAGAGUACUGUUUUAUAAACUUCACUUGCUUUUUGAUCCGUGACGAACAUCAUGGCAGUUUUUAGAAACACUUCUCAAUUAGCAAGCAGAGGAGCAGGAUGAAAUAGGAGUAAUUUAAGAUUAGAUUAAGUUCUGUGUCUCUUUUUACUGUCAGGGCAGCUCACUGAAGACCAUAGCUAUCAAUUCAUUGAAAAUGCAUUGGAUACUUAAAAUACGUGAUUUUGAAAUCCUUCAUCAGAUGAGUGUAUCUCACAGAUAUUAUUCCUGUAAUAAAAGGAAUAUCUGUGCUGUAACACUGUAUUAUAUUUUUUUUCAUCGUGGCCUGAGGAUAUUAUGUCAAUCAAGGAGCUAUUUUUAUAUCCUUUUGUGUAUGGGACAUGAAAAAAAUACAGCAUUGUUUGCUAAAAUCUUGGGUUUGCACUUUCAUAAAGCAACAGCGUACAAGGUGGUGAUGCAAUUUUAAAAGUGAUUUACAGCUACAGAAGAGUAUUGCGAAAUGAUAAAUGAAUAAAAAUAAAGCUAAAAAUUACUUGCAGUAUUGCAUUCAAUGUUUCAUAGACCAGACAGAUUGCCAUGUAGAUUAGUUUACAUGGCAUGUACUUUAAAGAAAAGCAAGCAACGUGUUCUUUCCUUUCUCUUCAUUUUGGUUGAAGUAUUUCUCUGACGCCUCAGUGUAUACCUUUUGUUUUAGCAUCUUCUCAAAGACAGUGAGAAUUACAGGUAAAAGUCCCCUUUCCAUCGAUUUCAGAUGGGCCAGGAUUUUAUCCUAGGUAGCUUACUUAAACUUCAGUAUAACAUCAUGAGACAUUUAAUUAGCCUGUUAAAUAGACAUCAGAAGUUAAGUAUGAUUUUCAUAUGGUGCUCCCUUUCCAACUUCUUUUUGACACCUGUCUUUUUUGUCUUCCUCUCUGCAAUAUUCAUAAUUUUCUAAAGCCUUGAAAUCUUCCUGUUUUGAAAGAUUAGAACUGUAUUCAAGCAUCAGCGUCUGUAAUGUUUUGAUUUAGUCUUUAACAAACUGUUCAUAUAAAGGUGUUUUCUUACGUGUGCUAGAUAUGCCUUCUGGAAGGGAUUCAUAUAGAGUAUGACCUUUGGAGGCUUUUUUAAUGACAAUACAUGGGAAUAGGCAUUUGGGAGGAGAUUCCUAUUCAUCAAGUGACAUUUCCUACUAUUGGUAGUAGCAUAAGCACUUUUUAUGCCCUUUUUCUAAACUCCUGCUCAAAGCAGUUGGAUUUCUUGAGGUUCCCCCGGGAAAGGCUGUUCCAGGAGAGAUGGGGUGAAGCACCUGGUUUCCCAGCUCUGCCCGGAGCGUCGAGAGGACCCCAUCCUGUCCUCGAGGCACGGGCAGGACAAAGGAAUAUGAUGCUGAGAAAUUGCAGUGACUCUUAGAGGGUCACUGGGGCCAUGGUGAGCAGGAGUUAAUAGAUGUCAUUGCUCCCGGAUGUGAGAGGAGAAGCAGCUCUUUGUGCUCUCCUACCUUCUGGGAGGGAGCUCCUGAGGUCAGCUGGGAGGAUCUCUGUGCACAAAGAGGGUGUGACAGAAGGGGCUUUUCUGCUCUGCUCAGCUGUCUUGCUGUCUAUAAACCUCUGGUUCUUGAAAUGCUGGUAUGGCAGGGUGCAGUGUGCUGCUUCUGAUGCCCACUGAGUAUCACAUUGAGCCAGGUUUGUGUCAAUGGACGGAUCUCAGUGACUAGUUCACAGGGGGGCACGUGGAGAUCUUUUCUGUGACCAGAGGGAACCUGCCUUUUCUUACCCAGAAAGAAAUAUUUUAAAUUUUAAAUCUAGGUCUGGCUAGUACUCUGACUGCGGUGCUUGCAGUCUUCACAGUAGCUUACUUUAGCGGAUAUUUGGAUAUUUAUAUGUACUAAAUAAACUAGAAUGAACCCAAAUUACAGCCAUGGCAAUAAAUUAUAAUUGAAGGGAGUUGCUACAUUAACAGUUUUUGUGAAUUCAGCUCGUACUUAAUCUGCCUUAGAAAAAAAAAAAAGGAAAGUUAAUACAAAUAAAUGUUCUGCACUAGGCAGGAGUGCUUCAUAAAUCAAAAUUUUCAGGCAGGCAAACAGGCUGCAGUUGUUUAUAAAGGACUAGUUAAAUGUGGUUUUGAACAAAAAGAUUGAAAGCUUUUCUGAAAAUUAAAUUUUAUUUCAUAAUGUAUAUUUUAAAAUGUGCUCAACGAUACUGUAUUAUUUAUUACUAGCUCAUAAUUUAAAUUCGUGCUGAACGUACACUUUUUAUAGAUGAUUAACCGUAGCCCAUUAAAAGUGUUUUAUUCUCUGUUUGUGACAAUGUCUGUUGAAGAAACAAGCGCCUCCUGUUUCUGCAGAGCUCUGUGUUCUCUUGCUCCAGCGAGUUGCGGUGGUGUUAGUGCCUACUGAGCUUUGGGAAGGUGGCAAGUUAAUAUAUUUGGCCAAGGGUAGCUCCUUCAUCUUGCUUCCAUGAGGGUUGUCCUCUUGGUGGUCCUCUUGGUGCAUGUCUGGUAUCGUCCCUCGCCGCUGCCACCCCAGGGCUGUUGGGUGCUUUCAGUAGGGCUGAAGGCUCCACCGGGGUCAAUACGUGACUCAUCCUCAUGAAUCAGCAGAUGGAGAAGACCCGUCUUGUGAAUUCUUAGGUCACGGCAGUGACAAGUCUGACAAGUGAACCCAAGGCUGUGCCGAGACAAACCGUGGAGGACCUGGGUGUUGGGUAGCUCUGCCCCUCUCAGGGGAACGUGCUGUCCAGCUCAGGCCGGCAACUGGUGGUGGAUUUGGAGUGCUCAAAUGUACUCUACUCUCCGUGUCAUGUUGUAUCAGCUGGAACAUGUUGUCUUUUUAUUCACAGCUCUCUUGCUUCUCCCUUCAAUCUUGAAUGUAUUUUAUGUCCUUUCUGUUGAUGGCUUUGUAAAAGUGUGAGUACAGAAACACUUCUCUAAGUGUACCAUGUAUAGAAUUGUACUUAAAGAUUCUUAAUAACCAUGUAUAGAAUUGUACUUAAAGAUUCUUAAUAAUGUAUAUGCACUGCAGCUGCUCGUUCUUGUUAUUUUUUCUGAAAUGCAUUAUCAUUAGCAGUUUACACAGGAAAACAACACCAUAUGAUCCUUUUAAUAACUUAUUUAUUUGCAAAGAUUGUAAGAUUUGUUGAGCUAUAGAUUCAGAUACUUGUUUUAGAGAUUAAUACUGUAGCACUGUAGAAAUUCAUCAUCAAUUAAAAGACAUGUUUUAAACUA